This is a messenger RNA of Porites evermanni, 1796 nucleotides long. The record is from the annotation of a GenBank genome assembly. Lineage: Eukaryota; Metazoa; Cnidaria; Anthozoa; Scleractinia; Poritidae.
AUGGCAGACACUUUUAAAUCUGCCAAUUUGAGGAUUGUCAAAAAUGUUUCUUCCAGGGGGCACAUGGAUCCACUUUUAGUUCUGUUUUCCUUUGUCGAUAAACCAUCAGAGAUUCCUUAUACACCACGGAAAAGAAAAAACAAGAAAAGAAGAACCAAAGAAAGAGCAAAAAACAGGGCUGACAGUGGUAACAAUGGUCAUGAAAGGAAAGCAAAAGUGGAAAAGAAAAGUUCUCAACCACCGCAGCCAGCCACUCAUCCAUAGUGAGCAGUUGUGUAUUUCAUUUAAUUCAUAAACACCUUUGAAACAUCUCCCUAGUACGUAUUUUUGUUUUGAGCCUUUCAUAAAGUGUAUCUGGCUCCAAAGGACGGAAGUCAUUAGCUUCAAUCACAAUGUGCACACAAGUUUGAACUCCUCUAUGAAAAUCUCCUGGAUCUGCUUCUGAGUUCUCUCGAUCAUUUUCAAUAAAUACAAAGAGACCAAAACAUAGUCUAAACAUUAUAUUUUUGACCCAGCGGUAUUGUGAUUUUGUCACUAACUAGACUUAUUUUAGUAUCUUUUAUUUUUUGUAUAUCCCCAAACUGUAUUGAUUUCUUUUUUAGUAUUCUUUCGAUGCCAUUUUUGUAUGUGUUCAUGUUUGUAAAUAUUAGAUAUAAAUAACCCCGAUGGACUAUUUAUUUCACUGCUCGCUCGGCUAUUUUUAUCCUAUUCAUGGGGUUGCUUGUUUUCAUCAUAGUCGAAGCGAUGAAGAUACAACCCAUGAGAUCAUGGCAGACGCUAUCAGAUCAGCCAAGCAGAGAAUAGCCAAAGCUGCAUCUUAUAUGGAGCACAUUGAUCCAUUUCCGUUUUCCGUUAUCAACAAGCCAUCAGAAGAUCCUACCACUAGUAAAGAACGGGCAGAUAACACGCUUGACAAUGCUAACAACGAUUAUGGAAGGAACGCAAAGAUAAAAAACAAAAGUCCUAUACCAGCGCUCCUCGCCACUGCUCUAACACUGUAUGAUGGCUCUUUAGGAUGCGGUGAAAAAAGUGAUAUGCCGCCUCAUGGCUCUGGAACAUCUGCAGGUCAACUCACUGCACCUGAAAAAGAGAUUUCUCUUGAAAGGGAGAAAAAUACCUCUGACUUAGACGAGGAUACAGAACAAAUAUUUACUUUCCUCAGGGAGCUCGAGAAUGGUUCAGAACAAGGUAGAGUAACAAACCAAAAACAAAAUGAAAUCUUUGUAGAAAAGCGCACAGCGAGUAUAAAGGUGAGCAUUACUUCCUACCAGCAUCUUGCAUCUAAAUUCUAACAGCUCAGCAAAUUUUUCCUUUUUCUUUGUUUGGAGCCAAGGCACUUACUUAAUGGGAUCGUAAGUUGAACAGGCCCAUAGCCAGACUUUCCGCAAUAGACCCGACGAGAUUUGCAAUCGCCAUAGCCUGUUACACUCUGCAAAAAAUGAUGCGGGAAACGAGUGGGACCUGAUUUUGCACGCGUUAUUUUUGCCUCGUUCCUACUAUCUGACAACCUGGCACAAGCUACAAAUAGCCGAAGCCGCCAGCUCCUUUGUGAGGAAAACCUGAUAGGAAGCUCCAAGAAAAAAAUUGAAACUUAAACGCUAUUUUUAGCAUUUGUAAAUAUAAUUCAUUGGUUAAUCAGCUUCUGAACACUCAAAAACCAUUUAAAAAGAUUCUCUGUCAAUUUCAGCCGUGUCUGUGAAUUACCCUGAACUGUCAUCUUAUGUAAGCGAGGAGACGAAGUCACUCCAGGAAGAAAUUGCUUCUCUGAGAAAAGUAACAGUCAAGCUAGAAUCUGA